AUGGGGCCUUACUCGACUAGGACAGGGGAGAUCAGUGAUCAUGACAGAGACCACUGGCAGAAGCUUGAACAUGGGUGGUCAGAUAGGGGCUACGGGCACAUCAAACCGGCAUUUGCCGGCAGCGAACAGCAGCCUCGAGGCGCGAAGUUCAGCUUGCACCCUUACAACAUCGAGCAGGUUCCCAACUUCCAGGUUCACCCCCCAACCACUACCCCGGUUCCUCACAGAACACUAGAAGAGAAGCUCAGGAGACGAUACCCUGCAUCAAAUACUUCCCGAAGGAAGCAGCUCUAG
Molecule: messenger RNA, 294 nt
Organism: Coprinopsis cinerea okayama7#130
Lineage: Eukaryota; Fungi; Basidiomycota; Agaricomycetes; Agaricales; Psathyrellaceae
Exons: 2
Coding region: 1-294 (97 amino acids)
Source: RefSeq, a predicted model, not a curated record